AUAGUUAUAUCAUUUUUUAUUAAGAUUCCAAUAUUUUUAUUCCAUGGGUGAUUAUUAAAAGCUCAUGUUGAAGCACCUGUAUUUGGGUCAAUAAUUUUGGCUGGAAUUUUGUUGAAAAUAGGAACAUAUGGGUUAUUACGAUUUAUAAGAAUAUUUUUUGUAAAUUUUAUUAAUUUAAAAUUUUGAUUGCUAAUUUUUAGCAUAUUAGGUAGAAUUUAUAUUAGAAUUGUUUGUAUUCGACAAAUUGAUAUAAAGGUAUUAGUCGCAUAUUCAUCUGUAGUUCACAUAAAUUUAUUACUUUGUGGAAUAAUAACUUUUUUAAAGAUAGGUAUAUUAGGAGCUUAUAUAAUAAUAAUUGCUCAUGGAUUAUGCUCUUCAGGAUUAUUUUAUUUGGUUAAUAUUUGUUAUCAGGAGAGUAAUAGUCGUUUAAUAAUUUUAAAUAAAGGGUUUAUAAUAUUUUUACCUUCAAUAAGAUUAAUUUGGUUUCUAUUAUGUUCUUCUAAUAUAUCUGCCCCUGUUUCUUUAAAUUUAGUUAGAGAAGUACUUUUAUUAAUAAGUCUAGUAUUAAUCAAUAAAAUUUUAAUUUUAUUGCUAAUAUUUUUAUGUUUUUUUUCAUUUUUAUAUACUUUGUAUUUAUUUAGAUAUGUUCAGCAUGGUAAAAUUAAUUUUUAUCUAAACAUUGGAGGGAAUAACAUAUUAAAUUUUUAUAUUUUAAUUAUUCAUUGAGUUCCUCUGAAUAUUUUAUUUUUAAAUUUAUUU
Molecule: messenger RNA, 759 nt
Organism: Hylaeus volcanicus
Lineage: Eukaryota; Metazoa; Arthropoda; Insecta; Hymenoptera; Colletidae
Product: NADH-ubiquinone oxidoreductase chain 4-like
Exons: 1
Biological process (GO): aerobic respiration; ATP synthesis coupled electron transport; electron transport coupled proton transport
Molecular function (GO): ubiquinone binding; NADH dehydrogenase (ubiquinone) activity
Source: RefSeq, a predicted model, not a curated record